Lindgomyces ingoldianus is the source of this 1526-nucleotide messenger RNA. Its product is annotated as short chain dehydrogenase/reductase family protein-like protein. The transcript is spliced from 5 exons. NCBI's taxonomy places the organism in Eukaryota, Fungi, Ascomycota, Dothideomycetes, Pleosporales, Lindgomycetaceae. The coding region runs from base 1 to 1122 and encodes 373 amino acids. The record is from RefSeq and is a predicted model, not a curated record.
AUGGACAUCGACACGGCAAGCCAGAGCCUAUCUCCUACUGCCGCAUCCCAUCACCCAAAUCUAAGGCUACCCGCCACUUGUGACCCACCGUCUGAGCACAAUCCGCCGAAGCAGGCCUCAUGGAUUGUCUUCGGAGCAACUGGGCACAUGGGGCGCUCUCUUGUCCGAGCUGUAUUGUCACACGGCGACCAGUGCACUGCAGUGGGGUGGACACAGGAGAACACAGUUGAGCAGAUGAAGAAAUGGCAGGACCGAAAUUACCUAGGCCUGCUGUGCGACGUGAGAGUAAGGGAGACAGUAGAUGAUGUCAUGCAAAGGAGCAUUGAACGAUGGGGCAAUGUCGAUGUCAUUGCGAACUGCACGGGCUAUGGUGUCAUUGGUGCUUGUGAAGACCAAGACGAUUAUGACCUUCGUAACCAAUUCAGCACGAAUUUCCUCGGCACCCUCCACAUCAUCCAGCUUUCCCUUCCACACUUUCGUUCCCAAAACCAUGGCCGCUACCUCAUAUUCUCCUCUACAGCAGGCGCCCUCGGCGUGCCUGGUCUAGGACCCUAUUGCGCGACGAAAUACGCCGUCGAAGGCUUGAUAGAAUCCAUGUUAUAUGAAAUCGACGUCUUCAACAUCAAAGCUACGCUCGUUGAGCCCGGACAUGUCCGCCUAGAUGAACCGGAGGACUACCCUGUUCCAACAGGUACAUUCGCAACACCCGCAGCUACCACAAGCACAAGUGCUACUGGGCCUCCCAAGCCCAAACGAUAUGGCCAUUUUUGGGUCAAACCAACUCCGAGCCCACCCUAUUCGACUUUAACGAGCCCUGCAGGACAUGCAAAACGCAUGGUUCAAUGGCUAAAUGACAGACAACCUGUUAGCGCUGUAAAGAGUGCAGAAUUAGUGUGGCAAUUGGGACAUUGCAGUUAUCCACCACUGAGACUGCUAUUGGGGAGCUAUGCGGUCGAGAGUAUUAGAGAUCGGUUGCGGAGCAUCAUCGAAGAAAUUGAGGAUUGGAAGCACCUAUCUUUUCCAGUGCCAGCCGACGAAGCUGCUCCAGCCGAUGAUGCAAAGAAGAGUAAAAGUGGAGAUCCCAACGAUCAAGAACAAGAAGAUCCACAGGACAAUGAAUGAACAUGCGGGUUCAAAUGCUACUCCUAAAGAAAUAGGUCCCGCAGAAAUGGACCGGGGCCCUUCAGCCAUGUGCGAACACCUGUUACUCUGACCAUCUUAUAAGAGUUGAUUAGGUGCCUUACCUGAGCUCCGCCCGUCGAUAUAUGCCUCCCCACUUGCGAUCGCUUUCCCCUCCCUCCACCUGCAGACGAGACUUCCGCUAGCGGAACUGGGUGGAAAUGAUCUCCGAUCACGGUCCACCGCUAGAAGGACGGCUGAAACAAGUUGCGCAUUUCAUCGUUUGGUGAUGAAGACGGUUCUUGGAUUAAAAUACUUCAAAAAGAAGCACGGAGCACACCUGGCGAAGGGCGCCUCGAUCAGCAAGGCCAGAGGACUCUGUACUUCCCACGGAGUGAGAAACUCGG